CGGCCGCAGCAGCCCGGGCCGGAUAUACGGGUUGGCUCUUCAUGUAAGAAUGCGGUGCUUUGCCUGAAGCCAGGCAUGUCACUUAGCUGCCAGGCUGCCUCACGCUCCGUUCUUGUGGCAAAGAUGACGGCACAUUUUUAUUUCUUAAUGACUGAGGAGAUGGCUGAUGAGGGGCUUUGGUGGUGGGUGUUGAAGCAAAGCAUACUCCUUCUUCAGGACGUAAAAAUUUUUGCUGAUCGGUGUAAUUUCACGUCUGCUUGCCGCAUGCCUGUCUUUCCUUCUUCCUCGUCUUUAGUUACACAUACUGAUUGUAUUCUAGUCUUAAAUUGGAUUAGUUAUUUACGAUGCAAAUGAUGUUGUAGUUAAUGAGGGUAAUGCAUAAACUGCUCGUGCUUCUUUUUUUCUUGUUUAGGAUGACAGGUGAUUUUUUUUUUUUCUUCUACUGGAUAGUACUGGGAUCUGUUUCUGUUCCUAAAUACUUUAAGGAUAUUUCUUCCAAAUGUUUUCUUUUAGGUACAUCUCAGUUCCAAAGUACUCAUUAAGGAGCAGGUCACCACUUGGAAUAGACAAGCUCACUAACUGAUGGAAUGAAAUUAGAAAGAGACCACUUAAUGUGACUCACAAAUGUUUCAUUAGGAUGGAACAAAUGGUGUUUGGUCUUCUCUGCACUGGACUGCGCAGGCAGGAUUCAAAAAGCACAGAAGCUCCAUGCUGAGGCAUAGACCAGAUUUGCUACUGGAAUAAAGCAACUGCAAUGGGAAGAAUAUGUUCACUUAGUCCCAGAAACAACUGAUUAUGCAAAGGACAAUGUACAGUGUGUGUCCUGAUGACAUUUUGUGUGAUGUAACAUGCUUAUUGCCAUGGCAUCUGAGACUGAAAAGGCCCAUGCUCUUCUCCAGACUUUCAGCACAGCUUCAGUUAUUUCUAGUCUAGGUUUGGGAGUAUUUUGCUUUGUAGCAGACAGAGUUCUGCAAUUUUCUUUCAUUCAGCAAAAUGACUGGCUCCGAGCCUUCUCUGAUAAUGCAGUGCACAGUAUACUAGGAAUGUGGUCCUGGGCAAUAGUGGUUGGACUCAGGAAGAAAAGUGACUUCACUGAGGUCACUCUGGCUGGCUUCCUCUCCUCUGUCAUUGAUGUGGACCACUUCGUUCUUGCUGGCUCCCUGUCAUUAAAGGCUGCUCUGACUCUUCCACGGAGACCAUUUCUUCACUGUUCUACUGUGAUUCCUGUUGUGGCUCUGACAUUAAAGUUUAUUAUGCACCUUUUCAGGCUUAAGGAUUCAUGGUGCUUUCUUCCCUGGAUGUUGUUCAUAUCCUGGACUUCUCAUCACAUCCGUGACGGGAUUCGUCAUGGCCUCUGGAUCUGCCCAUUUGGAAAAACUCCUCCUUUGCCAUAUUGGCUCUAUGUGGCAAUAACAGCAUCUUUACCUCAUCUAUGUUCAUUUAUUAUGUAUUUAACAGGCACUAGAGAAUUAAUGUCUAUAAAACAUGGAAUCCGCAUUGAUGUUUAAGAAUGAAGUUUCUUAAAGGCUGUUAAGGCUUGAAUAUUUAAGGACUGUGUGAAGGCAAACUUACUUAUUACAGUAAACAGAAGCUUUAGGGAAAAUUUGGGAAGAUUCAGGAAGAUUCAGAUAUGAGAAAAUUAAAAUUGCUCAAAAUGUGAGUUUGCUUACAGACCUUACUGCUGUCCUCAUAAACAACAUUUUCCAUUAAGUGCAAUGUCAUCCAUAAAAUU
Pezoporus occidentalis (night parrot) is the source of this 1732-nucleotide messenger RNA. RefSeq names its product transmembrane protein 267 (gene TMEM267). NCBI's taxonomy places the organism in Eukaryota, Metazoa, Chordata, Aves, Psittaciformes, Psittacidae. Bases 849 to 1508 code for a protein of 219 amino acids. The record is from RefSeq and is a predicted model, not a curated record. The transcript has 5 exons.